Molecule: messenger RNA, 4853 nt
Organism: Ixodes scapularis (black-legged tick)
Lineage: Eukaryota; Metazoa; Arthropoda; Arachnida; Ixodida; Ixodidae
Product: inositol polyphosphate 5-phosphatase K
Exons: 14
Coding region: 31-2310 (759 amino acids)
Biological process (GO): phosphatidylinositol dephosphorylation
Cellular component (GO): ruffle; cytoplasm; plasma membrane
Molecular function (GO): phosphatidylinositol-4,5-bisphosphate 5-phosphatase activity
Source: RefSeq, a predicted model, not a curated record
CACAGGCCUGACAAGGGCAAGGAGUUCAACAUGCCUUCGGACAGUGGGUCCAUGGCGGCGAGCAAGAUGCUUAGGGAUUUCCGGGUGUACAUCAUGACGUGGAACGUGGUGUGCCGUGGGCCCAUCGAGGACCUCCGGUCUGCCCUGGGGCUCGAGCCACCGGUCAUACCAGAGGCCCUGCCUGACAUGUACGCCAUUGGCUUCCAGGAAGUGAGUGCCAGGCCCCAAAACCUGCUGUCUCAGGCAUUCUUCGAAGAACCCUGGAUCCAGGCCAUUCGGAACGCCCUGCACAAGUACAGCUACGUCAAGGUGAAGCAUGUGAGGCUGCAGGGGCUCAUCCUGACCAUCUUCACCAAGCGUGAGCAUCUGAUCCACUUGCGAGGCAUACAGUCAACAUACACCCGCACUGGGCUGGGCGGGGUCUGGGGCAACAAGGGCGGAGUGACGAUCCGCCUGUGUGUCUACGGCUGCUCCAUGUGCUUUGUCAACAGCCAUCUUGCCGCUCACGAAAGCGAAACAUUCCAGCGCGUCACUGAGUAUAACAUUAUUAUAGAGAAGCAGAGGUUUGUGGACGCUCAGGCAACAAAUAUCUUGACUCAUGACUACGCGUUCUGGUUCGGAGACCUCAACUUCCGCGUAGACGACUGCACCAUGGAAGAAAUGAAGGCGUCCAUUGAGAACGGCACAUUCGACCAAAUGCUUCAGAAAGAUCAACUGAAUCGCGUGAGGAGCAAGGGUGAAGCAUUCCACGAAUUCAUGGAGCAUGAAGUCACCUUCCCACCAACCUACAAGUUCCAGAUAGACCGCAUGGGCUACAAUUUCAGCCAUCGCAAGCCAGCGUGGACGGACCGCAUCCUGUUCCGCUUCACCAAGAACGCCUACGAGAAUGUUGCUCUUGAUCUGAAGCAGCACCAGUACGUCAGUCAUGACCUGUACAUCCAGAGCGACCACAAGCCUGUCUCCGGCUUCUUCUCACUCAAGGUGUUUGCCAAGCCGCUGCAACCAAUGAUCCACUUCCUGCCUGUGGGCACCUGGAUCAUCAACCAGGACAGCUUUGCUUGGUACUACACGAGCGCAGACACAGAGCUCAAGUCCUGGGACUGGAUAGGCCUCUACAGGGAGAACUUCAACAGCCUCGAAGACCACUUGGGCUACGUCUGGGCAUCGACACGCCCCACGGAUGUCUACCCAACCCACCUGCGCUACCGACGCAGCCGCUCGCGCUCCUCCCGUGGCAGCCAAUCGCGGCUCUCGCCGGUCAACGCCGUCUCGCCAACCCCCGGCACGGGCAGCGGGGUUAGAGAAGGCUCCCUGCGUUCGUCUCCCAACCUCGAUGCCCUGUCACGCUCACAGUCCCUCGGCCGGCCCCACAAGGUUGACGACACGCCGGACGACCUCGUGGCGCACUCGGACGACGAGCACAGGCGCCGCCCGUCGGCCAAGGAAUCCGUCGUCAUGGCGUCGGCAACCACGGUGACCACCGUGGCGAGCACGACAAAGGCGCCCGGUGGGUCGACCGACCGAUCGAGAGUCAAGGGGUCCUUCGCAGCCGGUGGCUCUUCCAAGAAGCGCCCGGAUGCAAUGGUGACGUGGAAACAGGGAGCGCAAGCGUCCCCCUCGACCUACAACAGCCUGGACGAGGCGGCCGAGGCGACUGGCGUGGGCUCAACCGGCACGCCCACGCCCGAGGUCGGCAACGCGUCUCCCUUCGAGAACAAGACUGGCUCCGACCAGGAAGAGGAGGUGCCGGAGUCCCCCCUGGCCAGGGCACCCCCCCAGUGUGCCCCCUCGGAGACCCCCCAGGGACAGCCCCGGGAGUCCCUCACGGGCCAGGCCCCCAGGGUCCCCCCCUGCCCUCCAGACAAGGUGUUCUACCGCGUCCUCUUCGGAGACCAGACGCUGCUCGUCUCUGGCCGCUACCGGCUGGUCUACCUGCGGGGGCAGUCGGACGUCCUCGGCAUGAGCGAGCCCUUCAAGUUCAUUAAUAAUGUUGAAGUCGAUUCUCAGGGAGCUGUGAGUAUCUCUCGUUUAAGUACAGCUUUUAAGCUUUCAGUAGAGAGUAGUUGCUUUAUAGUAGGCAAAAAAGGGCUUGCCAAUAACACAUUUUCUUUGGCUCCUUGGCUGGCACGUUGGACGAAAGCCGAACUGCACGGUGUUUCUACUUUGUUGCAUGGGUUUAUGCAAAGCAUGAUGCUGCAUGUGCGAAUGCUUGUGUUGCUUGUCUACAGUUUAAUUUUCAUUUGCAGGGACAAUAAUAAGUCACUUCAGUUUCUGGCACGAAAUCUGCUGCAUGUCUUUAUUUGCAACUGAAAUCAAAGUUUGUGCUCUAAACUCUUUUUGUGGCUGUAAUAUGCCCAAGCUGGCUGCACUUGGCACACGUGCAGGAGCAUGUUUGUUUGUUCAAACCCAGAUUUUCUGCAAAUGUACACAUUUGGCAGCAACUUCUUUUUCGACAGCACGGCACACGCUACAACAGUGACUCAUACCCUUGAAAUGGUAUUCAGGUAUGCGCAAUCGCAAAAUUGUGACAGAGUAACAUUUAUGGCCCAUUGAGUGGUUGUAAGGAACUACUAAACAUACUUUCUGCGUUCUGCGACAUUGUCUUUUGUCUUGGGAACAUUACGGAGCCGUGGUGUUGGCUGCUUGCUCUCGCGUCAUGCCAGGCUUGGCGUCAAGGUUAAGACUGUUGAUAGCAGCAGACGACGGGCAUUUUUAAGCAGUUUGCCUCAACUGCAUUCUUGAAGCACAAAGCACAUUAUAUAUAGGGUUCUUCGUUUUCGGGUUUUAUAUUUUUUUCAAUUCGGUGGGAAAAAAUCGGGAGCUAUUUUUCCAGCUGAUGAUCGGGGAGAAAUCGGGUUUUAUGUGAAACAAUUCCUAAGUUCGGGUUUUUCGGUUGAAGUUUAUAAUUUUCUUUAAUCUGUACAUUUGUUUGUUUGUUUUUCUUUUCAAAAUCGGAGGGUAAAAAUUAGGGCUACGUUUCAAGCUGGUAAUCGGGGAAAGAUGAGGGUUUUCUAGAAAAGAUUUUGGAACUCAGGGUUUGUUUGGAACAAGCUUCCAACCACUUCCUCCUCUCCAGCUCGAGAAGAUUUUUCUUGACCUGUCGCUCUCACUAAUAACCAGAGUCCAACCUCUUAUCGCAUCGCAGUGACAUUCUUUCAGUAUUCUUCCUCCCUCUGGAACACCUCCCAUUGAAAAAUGCCACCCGUCUCAGAAUAUUGGCUGUUCCUACCAAAUCACAGUUUUCAGUGCAGUCGUGCCUUUUCCUUCUACUGUGUGCGGUCGAAAACAGAAAAGACCGCUUCAUACAAACUUUGCGGCAAAAUGUUCACAUUAAUGAAAUAUUUGGGGGAUCAAACUACGACACCGACCAAAGUUCACUUUUAGCUAACGGGAUCUACCAAUGUUACCACGAGGUCGGGUAGCUAGCAUGUGUUCUGCAAACAGUAAUCUCGAAAUUUAGGGAGAAAUUGGGUUGAACCCGAUUUUUAAAAAAAAAUGUUUGGGAUGUAAAAAUUGGGCAAAGUCGGGUUUUACCCGAAAACGAAGAACCCUAGAUAUAUAUUGUAACAUUGUGUAUGUUAAGUUCAACAUUUUUCAACAAAUAUAAUAUUAAAAUUAAAAUUUCAAAAGGUGUACCCACCGUUUUUUUUUUGCUUCACGGCCAAAACAAAGUUGUCUCUCCGAGUGCGCCGACGUGCAUGUCCAAGCUGCCAGUGUGUCGUUUUAUUUUGUUUCGUUGUCACCUUACGCAUAACUUGCCUCUUUCUUUUUUUUUUCUCGUGCGAACAUAAGGUGUUUCAUGCAGGAAAAAAUUUACCUGAGCCUGUUUCUUCGUUCCAGAUCAAGGCUGCAGUCAGCUGAAGCGUCCAAGAAGUUGCUUCGAGAGCGGUGCUCGGUGCUCCUUGGAUGCUCGUUCGUGUGCGUCUGCACGAGCACUUGCUGCCUCUUGCAUUUACGGAAAACAGUGCCUGAGACUCCCGUGUACAUAAUAGCGACCCAAACUCCGUUGUUUUCCUGCAAAGUACGGACGGCAGGCCUCUUGCGCCGCAAGACAUGUUGUGCAAUUAAUUUCGCAAAGGAUGCAAAAUGCGAGAGAGAGCAAAGAGCGGUUUUUGCGACGACGAAACUAUGCGGAGUCAUAUUUACGGGGAGAUAUUCCUUUGUACAGGUGGAGGAUAUCAGGUUGUCCAUUCGUUUGUUUGUUUUUAGAGGCGAGGCCUCGUCAAGAUGCACGGCGGUGUCGCACCGGCACUUUCCGCUCAAGUUGGAACGAGAUUUGACCAUACUUUCCAGCCGCAGUUAGCGCCGUCUAAUGCUCGACGUCAAAGCUUUUGAGGUGCAGCUCCGACCUUUCGGCAAAAUCUCCCCGUAGCUCAAUACAGCACUUGGGGUAUAAGCAAUCUUUCCAAAAAGAUAACUGUUGUAUGUGUGUGAUCUCAAGUCUAGCUGAGCGAGAUUGCAGAUUUGAUGAACUCUAAUCAGCAGACCUAAGGUUCACAAUAUUUGUCGCGAAUUAUGCAACUUGCAGCAAUGUACAUAUCCCUACUUUUAUCGCCGAUUAGCGAUUGUAAAUAUGUGAUCUAUUGCCUAGUUUUAAUAAGCUUUUUCUUGACAAAUGAGGAUAGGCAUUUCUCGGUGUAGGCUCACAUUCUGUUGGCUCGAGGGUUUGCCAAAGUCUUUGAAGUAAUUGGUGGCGCGACGUGUGCCCUUGGCCAGAGAAGAUUCCCAAGUAAUGAAAUGUGCACAAUUCACCUGCGCACAGUUUAUUGUGAUAUUUUGUACCGUAUCGUUAAAGCACACCUAGUUAUGUAUGAUACCUGUUUACUGGAUAUAAUAAAAGUUGCCAAUGAGAA